AUGGCCGGAGCCUACCUCGCCUCGCUCGGCAUCGAUCUCGACGCCGAGAUGGCCAAGAUCCAAUUCAGCGAUGAGAAGUCGGCCGACCACGGAAUUGCCAGCACAGACGCAAAGGCACCGCAUUCGAAAUCUCACCAGCCGCCACCGCGCUACUCUGACGUCUUCGCCCCUAAGACCAUCUCGAGGAUCACUGCUGCUCGUCUGCCAGGCCUGCCAGCCUCUGAACUGUGGGAUGUCAGCAUCGCGGAUGGCCGCAUUUCGUCUGUAGAGAAGCACGACCCGCAUGCUCCCCGCCUCAGUCAUGUACCCAGCGUGCUGGAUGCACAAGAACGUCUGGUCGCUCCCUCUCUUUGCCAUGCUCACAUCCACCUGGACAAAUGCUUCCUUCUGCAGGAUCCCAAAUACAGCGAUCUCGAGAUCGUGGACGGAAGCUUCCAAGAAGCCAUGGACCUGACCAGCCGGGCCAAGUCUCGUUUCGAGGAAAAGGAUCUUCUGCGCCGCGGACGGCAGCUGAUCAAAGAGAGCAUACAGCACGGAGUCACUGCGAUGCGUGCCUUCGUCGAGGUCGACGCUGAUGUUGAGUUCAAGUGCCUGGAUGCUGGUCUGCGGCUGAAGGAGGAAUUUGCCAACAAGUGCGAUGUGCAGAUCUGCGCCUUUGCCCAGUUACCGCUGUUCUCUGGAGUUGAUGGCGGAGAGGUUGUCCGCAAGCUGAUGAUGGCUGCCGCCAAGACGCGUGGCGUCGAUGUGCUGGGAAGCACGCCGUAUGUGGAGUCGGAUGAGAUCAAGAUGAAGAUGAACGUGCGCUGGAUCAGCUCUCUUGCUCUCGCUCAGGACAAGUUCUUGGACUUCCAUAUGGACUACAACCUGGACAAAUCCACCAAGCCUUUCAUCUGGACCGCUUUGGAGCUCAUCAAAGAAAGAUGUUGGGAGAACAGAAAGGGAAAACUCAUCACCAUGGGUCACUGCACGCGCUUGACCUACUUCCAGGCGGAUGACUGGAAGAAGCUGAAGGCGGCCAUCGGCAACCUCCCAGUGUCUUUUGUGGGACUGCCGACAAGCGACCUAUUCAUGAUGAGAACCACGGAGAACGUGCGAGGCACUCUUCAUGUGCCGAAGAUGAUCCAGGAGCAUGGUCUGCAGGCUGCCAUCGCUGUUAACAAUGUCGGCAACGCCUUCACACCGCAAGGCAAUUGCGAUCCACUUGCAGUCGCCAGCAUGGGUGUUGGUGUUUAUCAAGCUGCGACCAGGAAGGAUGCAGAAGUCUUAUAUGAAUGCGUCUCAAACAGGGCGAAAGCAGCUAUUGGUCUUAACGCUCCAUCGCUCUCUUUGAAACCGGGUGAUCCUGCCGACCUUGUGAUUUUCGACGGUGCUAGUGUUGGGUGGAGAAGCAGGAAGAGCGUGGCGGAAGCAAUAUACGAUCCUGGGAACAUGAGAACCACGGUAAAGGGUGGGCGCAUAACGACCAAUUAA
Messenger RNA from Lasiodiplodia theobromae, 1470 nucleotides. Its product is annotated as Metallo-dependent hydrolase. Gene Ontology annotation, molecular function: hydrolase activity, acting on carbon-nitrogen (but not peptide) bonds, in cyclic amidines. Bases 1 to 1470 code for a protein of 489 amino acids. The transcript is spliced from 2 exons. NCBI's taxonomy places the organism in Eukaryota, Fungi, Ascomycota, Dothideomycetes, Botryosphaeriales, Botryosphaeriaceae. The record is from RefSeq and is a predicted model, not a curated record.